This is a messenger RNA of Lytechinus variegatus (green sea urchin), 4229 nucleotides long. It is a transcript of the gene oga, whose product is annotated as protein O-GlcNAcase-like. Bases 444 to 3359 code for a protein of 971 amino acids. NCBI's taxonomy places the organism in Eukaryota, Metazoa, Echinodermata, Echinoidea, Temnopleuroida, Toxopneustidae. Gene Ontology annotation, molecular function: beta-N-acetylglucosaminidase activity. Gene Ontology annotation, biological process: glycoprotein metabolic process. The transcript is spliced from 16 exons. The record is from RefSeq and is a predicted model, not a curated record.
UCGAUCUUGUCCACACACACGACGAGAACUGGUUUUAGGCAGUUCCGGAACUGUUUAAGAAUUAAGAUGAAUGAUUUCUAGAAUUCUUCUCAUAUCACAUCCACUCCUACUACAGAUUCGAUGAUAUUAUUGUCUUUCAAGCGAACAGAUGCUGGAUUCAAUCAUACCAAGAAUAAGAAGUUGACUUCAUAAAUCGUCUGACUCGACAUGCUCGACGUCUCGAGUCGAGUCUGAUUGAGUGAUUGUGUCCGAGUUCAGCCGAUCGGCUAGGGCCUAGGCGUAGGCCGGCCUGACGUUAGGAGCGAGCAGGAGAGUGGAUACGGUACUGUAUGUGUAUCUGCUUCUGUCAAAACGACUGGGUAUCUACUAGCACAAAAACCAAGAUUUAACUUUCAGAACAAGUCACUUACUUAGUCAGUUGAUGUUGCUCUUGAAUAUGAAUCAUGUUUGCAUCUGAAUUUUUGUGCGGUGCUGUUGAGGGUUUCUAUGGAAGGCCAUGGACCCCAGAACAAAGGAGAAACUUAUUCUCCCUGAUGCAGCGUCUUGGAUUGAACACCUACAUGUAUGCUCCCAAGGAUGACUGCAAACAUCGGGCAUUCUGGAGAGAUCUAUAUUCAGUAGAAGAAGCAGAGCACCUGACAAGUUUAAUUUCAGCUGCCAAGGACCAUGACAUAUUAUUUGUCUAUGCCCUUUCUCCUGGUCUUGACAUCACUUUCUCCAAUGCCAAAGAAGUCACAUGUCUCAAUAGGAAAUUAGAGCAGGUUAGUCAGUUUGGAUGUGAAGCAUUCGCUCUACUUUUUGAUGACAUAGACACAGAGAUGUGUGUGGCAGACACAGAGGUCUUUCAAUCUUUUGCCCAUGCUCAGGUUUCUGUCACUAAUGAAGCAUUCCAGUAUCUGGGCCAACCAAAGUUUCUCUUCUGUCCAACCGAGUAUUGUGCGACCCGGGCUCAGCCUUCCGUAAAGAAUUCAGAAUAUCUUCAGACGAUUGGUAGUAAACUUCUUCCAGACAUCAUGGUCAUGUGGACAGGGGGAAAAGUUGUGUCAAAGUUCAUUACCAUUGACUCCAUCAAAGAACUAAGCUCUGUUAUCAAACGCAAGCCCGUCAUCUGGGAUAAUAUACAUGCCAAUGACUACGAUCAACAGAGAAUGUACCUAGGUCCAUACAAAGGCAGAUCUACUGAGUUAAAGCCCUAUACCAACGGUAUACUGACCAAUCCUAACUGUGAGUACUACCUGAAUCACAUAGCCCUCCAUACGUUAGCUACGUGGAAUAAAGCAGCAGGGACCGAAGGUGGCAAGAAAGAUGAGCCUCCAGGAGACAUGACAGAAGAGGCGACCAUUAGUGCAGAUGAGCAGUUAGAAACAGAAGGGAAGACCGAGCCAGGACCACGGAGACUAAGGAUAAAUCAUGGGAACUAUGAUCCUGAAUUAGCUCUCAAACUUGCCAUUGCAGACUGGCUUCCCAUGUUUCACCAACCAAAAGCAGUCCAUGCUAAGAAAGCAGCUGUGAUCCCUCCUACUGCCCCGACUCCGUUACCUGUCCCAGCCCUACCGGUGGUAGCCCCUCCUAUACAGAGUAUCAACACAUGCAUGAGUGUGACCCCUACCACAAACACUUCCUUCCCUGCAUCUCUGGAGGAGACCUCCCAGGUUGCAGCUGAAAUCCUAAAAAAGAGAGAGGCCUUUGAUCCUCUGGGGGUCGAGAACUUCAUACCUCCUUCGAACAUUGUCAACUCACUGAUCAGUCAGCCACGACCUCCAGUCAUAGAGGACACGUUAGAGCCAAUGGAAUGCAAUGGUGACAGCUCACAGACAACUGUCAUGAGGACUAAUGAUUCAGUGCCACCUAUUGUACCAACUAAAGACAGCAGUAGUAUGCCUACAAAUACAACGACAAGUAGCAAAGUAGCAGACAUAGACAUGCAUGAAGCGGAUAUUGUGGAUAAGCCUGAAGGGGAUAUUGCAGAUAAACCUGAAGGAGAUAUUGCCGAUAAGCCUGAAGGGGACAUCGCGGACAAGCCAGAAGGGGACAUUUCAGAUAAGCCACCUAUCCCUAAAGUGGUGGAAGAACCUGUAGCUACAGACUCUAGUCCUGAUGGUACAACAGACUGUGAGAUGCAAGUGGACAGUUCGUCUGAUAAUCCUCCAGUAGACAGUCAGGACAACCAGGAAAGAAAGCCACCACCAAGAGAAAAGAUCACAGAGGAAGACCUGAGUCUAAUGUGUGAACUCUUUUACUUGCCCUAUGAGCAUGGGCCAAGGGCAACUCACGAACUGGAAGAGAUCCAUUGGCUAAGGAAUAAUGCCUAUGUAGUGCGUGCAGGCAAAGGCUCUGCAAAAGGCAGUGCAGAAAAGCUGGCAGCCGAAUGGGAAGAGCGGGCCACCCAGUUCCUGAAGUUCUGUAAAGAUGUAAAGCAGCUCAUGACUCGUCUCCUCCACACUCCAAACAGAAGUCUUCUCUAUGACAUCUAUCCAUACAUGUGGGACAUGGAAAUAGCCGUCUCUAUGAUUGGAUCAUUUGUCAAGUGGCUAGCUGUUGGAGAAGUUUCUGAGAUGAGCUGUGACUAUAUGGACACCUUCUACUCAUGGUGUACGUCCAAUCACAAGAAAGCGUUCCUUAGUGGUGACAAUGAGCCCUGGAUGUUCAGGGGAGGUCUAACUGGAGAGUUUCAUCGUAUGCUUCCCCUGGACAAUGCAGCUGAUCUAUUAGUCCGCCAGCAACCCAGACAGGUCUGCAGUAGAGUCUUCACCAUUAGGCCUUUCCUUCCCAAAGAUGAGGAAGCUGUAAAUAAGAUGUUCUCACUGCAACAUGAUGGUAAGGGAGAUAUGAAGAGCUUUGAUGAGUAUCCUCAACUUCUAACGGACAAGUAUCUGGGUCACUUUAUCACAUUGAGUCCGGAAUACUGCUUUGUAUUGGAGGAGUCUGAGUGUAUCGUUGGCUAUGUGCUAGCAGCUCUUGAUGUGAAAUCCUUCCGUACCAAAGUAGAAGCUGCCUGGAAGCCUGAGCUCCAGGCUAAGUAUCCACUCCCACCGACAGACAAGGAACUCACACCUGCAGAGGAGUUGAUCAAGAGUAUACAUGAGAAGGAGCCAGAGGUGCCUGCUACCAUGUCUAUACGUCUUCCGUCCCCUAUUCUAGUUGAUAUACUGCCCUCUGUUGAGGAUCAGGACGUCGUCAAAAAUCUACUAGCGUGUGUUCUGGCUGCUCUUAAAUCUAAUGGUUCAAGUGGUGUCCACGCUGUAUUAAAGGAAGGCAACGAAUCUCAACACGAAUUCUAUGCUAAGCUCGGCUUCUUCAGGAUACCAGAGCAAGACCAGUGCAUAGAUGGAACGUCUAUCGUUGGGCGGGGAAUAUGAAAGACGGUCAUCACUAAUAGCUAGAUAGAAGCCUUUUUUUUGUUUUUACAUUUGAAGAUACCACCAGCUUCCCCAUGGUCUGAUGCAUUGUAACCCAUCUACAAUCUCUAAAAAUGGCCAUCUUUUUUAGGAGAACUUAAAAGCUCCUGGGGAGCAUUUCAUGAAAGGACAUGUCAGACGUUUUAUUCGACAAGUCCCAUGUUAUCCGACAGUUACCAUAGUAACAGUGCUUCUCAGCCAAUCAAAAUCAAGGAAAGAUGUCAGAUCUGACAACUUGUCGGACAAAAAUGUUGAUGAAACGCCCCCCUGAAGUCAUGCCGGAGGAUUAUGAUGAGAGCAAAUUUGUUACAGAAAUGUGUUAUUGAUAUAUGUUAUCUGAAAUGGGGGCUGGUCAAGAGCCUCGAAAACCCCAAAAGAAAGAAAGUAAUGUGCACCUUGUUUCUUCAUCUUGUAGGGAUAAGAUAAAGAGGAUAGGCUUAGGGUUGAAUAAGGGAGUGUUCUUCUAAGCAUCCUAUCAGCAUUUUCACUAAUUUGCUGUGAGCCAAUCAGAUGCAAGGAUUUUUGUAGCUUAUAACAGUUUCCAGUGAUUUUCAUGGAAUACUCCCCAGAUCCAUCCCCCCCCUCCCUCCGUACUGUAAUUAAUUGGCUUUCUGGAUUAGCGUUUGAUGUCUUGGGAGUUGGGUCUGUAACACAAAACUUAGCAACGAUUGUAGAACAAUUUGAACAACUGAUUGUUCUGUACAGUAACAAUACAAGUGCAUUCAGUGCAGUAACCACAGUACAUGGAAAUCCCAAAGCUUGUGUUACAUGUCCAGGUCCCCGUUGCAGAAAGAGUUGCGUUUAAACGCAAGUCAAAUAAUCAAUCGCAAG